Molecule: messenger RNA, 1581 nt
Organism: Pocillopora verrucosa
Lineage: Eukaryota; Metazoa; Cnidaria; Anthozoa; Scleractinia; Pocilloporidae
Source: RefSeq, a predicted model, not a curated record
AUGAAUAAAACUACGGAAAAGCAAGGAAAUCGGACGGCAUUCAUACGACAACCAGCUCGAGUGUUACUGGUCGACUAUAGUCCUCCAUUUGACGCAGAUACAUGUGAAUACCUUCAUGAUACUUUGGUGAAUUUCUUUUCACUUGUGACGCACCUCAGCGGGCCUUGUAGAACACCAUUCUUUGGUUUGAUUGCUCUCACAAGCCCUAUUGAGAACCUUUUUAACUUACAACAUGUCCGAGGAAACUUUCCAAAGCUUCACACUGCCUUUAAAGAACUUAAUAACAUCGCAAGGGAUGUUUCAUCUAGGGUCUCUUCAGACGUUAUCAUACAAGGGCUUAAGGAAGCUAUAACACAGUUCAAACGCCAGUCGCAAAGUCUGAGACAGAUGAGUACAUCUAACUGCCAGCUAGAGAUUACAUUCCUCACCUGCAGAGCGGCCACGUCAGUUGUGAGACACAUCGAGGCGUUCUUCAAAGAUAUUGAGCUUGAAAACAUAAAGAAAAUCCAGGUUGUCAUUGUGCAAAGUUCAGAAGAACUAAAUAGAAAAGAAGGUGGCACUCCAUCUGAAAGUAGCAGUUCACCAGAUGGUGACGAAAGCGAGUUAUCGGAUGGUGGACUUGUAGAUGUCGUUUCCCUCGGGAAAGGGGAUCAUAGUCAAGAUAAUGUCACCGAGACAAGUCUUACUCUGAAGUGUGAUCUCCACGAAUGCCUACUGGACCCUUUUCAUCUGCCUUACCAAUCACACCUGACUGUGUGCGCAGAAUCGGCUAACGUCACCAGCAAAGGUGUAGCAAUAACAAAACCACGUGUACUAAACUAUCCAGUUCACAAUUUAACUGCAAUGAAACUCGUUAAUACAGAGGCUGUUUGCGAGUCAGUGCUCUUUGGAAUGCCAUACAUUGUUCGACCAACAGUUUGUUGGAAACUAGACUGGGAAGAACUGGAGAGCAAUCGGCAGCAAUUUUAUGCUUUGUGCUCAGUACUGAAAGAACGGACCACCGGUCCCACUGUGGCUUUACGGCGUCAUCAAAUGGCGAUUACAUCCUCCUCUCCUCAAGGACAUUUCCUUUUCCUCCCUUUUGACAAUUCACUACUGUUGAAGUCUAUCGCAGUCAAGGAGUUGAUGCUACCUAGUAUUGUUCAAUCAUCAGCGGAGAAACCUUGUGAUAAUGCGCUAUCAGUUGUGGCCUCGUGUCUAGACCAGAUUGAGGUCUGCGAUUCAUACAAUCCUCUCCUUGUUCAAUCAAAUCUGUACAAGUGUCUCAUAGCUCAGUCCAUCAAGAGUAAUUCUGUUUCAAAAUCGGUGAAAAAGAGAUUUCAGGCUCCUCAGAAAUCUCAGGCUUCCAAGCAAGAGGGAAGGAGUAAUCAAUCGGUGGCAAAUCAACAAUCAAAGAGGACAACAUCUCGAGCGCAAAUGCAACAAGUGGUUUUCACAGCACCUAACGAAACCGUUUCUAACACUUCACAAAACGAGUUUAGAUCUGCAGCCGCCGUAUUUUCCUCUUCCAAACGCUUCAGAUCAAAUUCUGCGGCAAACCUAUAUAACAGCAACCCACCAGCAUUUCCUGACGACUUGUAG